CAAAUGGUGGGCCUACCACAUGGAUGGGCAUUCAUAAAAUUCAAUUUCAGGCAACACUGUAGGCUACACCUCAGUAAGAACGGGCCAACGCUCAAUGCCUUUUGGACGUCUUUUUUUGGCACAGUUCCAAAGCACAGUGGUCUGGUCCGGACCAAAUCUAAACCAAUCAUAGACCAAACAAUCUAUGUUUGGUUCAGAUUUUGUCCGUCUGGUCCAACCUUGAUUUGGCCCAAACAUAGACGUCUAUACAUUACUUAUUUUCAACUUUCAUUCAGAACCAAAAAUGAGCCUGAUUUCAAUAUCCGAAAAAUUCAUAUUUUCAACAUCUGUAAAAUACGUAUUUUCAACUUUCAUUCAGAUCCGAAAAUAAACCUGAUUUCAAGGUCCUGAAAAUACGUAUUUUUCAACUUCCGGAAAAUAUGCCUUUUCAACGUUCUGGAAAAUAUUAAUUUAAACUUAUGGAAAAUACCUUUUCGCUUUUCAAUCAGAACCUAAAUUGAAUCUAACUUCAACGUCUUAAAAAUAUGUAUUUUAGACAUCUUUUCAACGUCAUUUUGCUUACUGGGAUGAUUCUAUUUUUGCGAGGGGCGGCAUUUUUUGGUCUUGCCUUUGGCAGCAGAACGGCAAGGACCAGCCCUGCAUAUGGCCCUUAUCUUUCAUCAGUGAGAAAUAAUCCUUAAAAUGAAAAAAUAUAGCUAGAUUUAUUCUAUGAGUUUUGCACAGAUCCUUUCAGCUAUCGGUGCCUCCAUCAGACAAAACUACACUUACACUUCCCGAGUUAUGCUUAUGGCGCUUUCAAGACAAAUGGGAACUCUGAGAAAAACUAGGUUAAAUCAUGACGUCGAUGAUCUUCAGGUCGCAAAGUUGGAGCUCUCGAAAGAUGCCUGAGUUUCCGAGUUGGAAUUCCGAGUUGGAUGACCAUUCAAAACGAACUAGUUUUUUCCCCCUGAGUUUCCAGUUGUCUUGAACGUUCAGAAGUCGGAGAGUUCUGAGUUCCCAGUUGUUUUGAAUGCGGCAUUACACACAGGUCUUCAGAACAGUUAAAAUAGCUCAUUAAUACAGGUUGGUCGCCUCUUGUCUUCUGUAAACAUUUCAGCCAGUUUGCUUCAGUGUUGUGCCUACAAGUGAAUACAACCUUGUUGUUUACUCAGAGAACCUCCUAUGAGUGGUACAUCCCCAAAGGGAUCUUGAAGACAGGCUGGAUGAACAAGCACCUGAACCUGGUGCCUGCACUGGUGGUGCUGUUCUAUGAGCUGGACGACGAAGUCUGGAAGGCAAAGCAGUCGGAGUGUGCCACUAAAGUAGAGAUAAUCAGGCUGGAAAAUGUGUUCUAUGAGCAUGUGCAGACCUACUACUACAAUGAGAUUAGGAGGGUCAAAUCCCACAAUGAUUUCGUCAACAAAACAACUCAUCAGUUUAAGAUUGCAUUCUUCGGUGAGCUCAAGCUGGACACAAAUAAUGCGCUCAAGUACUACAGGACUGCCUACAGCCUUGUACAUGAGCUGAGAGCCCAUGUGAUCAACAUGAUGGAGAUAAAGACCAUGGCUCGAUUCGUAAACUACGAGGAGCUUUUGGAACAUUAUGAACUAUCUGUCAACUAUGCUUCCAACACGACACAUCUUUGGAUGCCAUCGCUCAGUUCAGGAAGCAUAUUGAUUUGUGCAAGAAGAAGAUUGGCAGAGCUGGCGUUUGAGCACAAAGCCUGGAUGUCGAAGCAGUUCCAGUCCUUUGGCGACCUGUUUGAUGAGGCAAUCAAGCUGGGUCUGACCACCAUCCAGACUCAGAACCCUGGCUUCCACUACCAGCAGGCUGUCUACUAUGCCCAAGAACGCAAGCAGCAAGCAACUCAUCUGUGUGCCCAUGAGGCCAGUGUGAGUUACCCCACCCCAGACCCCCUGGAGAUGACCAGCGGAGCGCUGGACUUCUAUGGGCAGAGAGCCUGGAGACAGGGCCACCAGAGUAUCGAUCCCCCAGACACAGAGAAGGAGAAGGGAGGCAUCCUGGCACUGCAAGUGAAGGAGAAGGAUGUUCCCCACUCGUCUAAUCGCUGUCUGUCGCCGGUGGUGCAGAUGGGAGAGGAGUACUACCAUGCCAAGGACUACACCAAAGCACUAAAACAGGUGAAUGUGCCAGCUAGUGUUUCAGCCUACAGUGUUCCCCUGUGCUCAAUGGGAUGAGCAGCGUGGCAUCUGGAAAGUACCUCAUCUCCUGGAAGAGGAAAUAUUGUUGUGCAGAUGCACCUGUUGUGUUGACAGUUGUCACCCUCCCCCAUGUGGUGGAGACCAUUCAUGUACAUGCAG
Messenger RNA from Coregonus clupeaformis (lake whitefish), 2300 nucleotides. RefSeq names its product trafficking protein particle complex subunit 11. The record is from RefSeq and is a predicted model, not a curated record. NCBI's taxonomy places the organism in Eukaryota, Metazoa, Chordata, Actinopteri, Salmoniformes, Salmonidae. The transcript has 11 exons. The coding region runs from base 1203 to 2177 and encodes 324 amino acids.